AUGCCGUCGACACACAAGAAAGACAAGCCCUGGGACACCGACGACAUCGACAAGUGGAAGAUUGAGACUUUUACCGCAAAGGACAAUGCAGGCGGGACAUUUGCCGAGGAAUCAUCAUUCGUCACGCUCUUCCCAAAGUACCGCGAAGUCUACCUGAAAGAGGUGUGGCCGCUCAUCACCAAAGCGCUGGAGAAGCACGGCAUUGCCUGCACGCUCGAUCUCGUAGAAGGUUCGAUGACGGUCAAGACGACGAGGAAAACUUUUGAUCCAGCUGCCAUCCUGAACGCGCGCGAUCUGAUCAAGCUGCUGGCACGAAGCGUCCCCGCUCCCCAAGCCGUCAAGAUCCUCGACGACGGCGUCGCCUGCGACAUCAUCAAGAUUCGAAACCUCGUGCGGAAUAAGGAGCGCUUCGUCAAGCGCCGACAGCGGAUACUGGGGCCCAACGGCUCUACUCUCAAGGCACUCGAGCUCCUGACGGAGACGUACAUACUCGUGCACGGCAACACGGUGUCGGCCAUGGGGCCGUACAAGGGCUUGAAGGAGUUGCGGAGGGUGGUCGAGGACUGCAUGAACAACAUCCACCCCAUCUAUCACAUUAAGGAGCUCAUGAUCAAGCGCGAGCUGGCCAAGGACCCCGAGCUGGCCAACGAGAGCUGGGAUCGCUUCCUACCAAACUUCAAGAAGAAGACGCUGAGCAAGCGACGCGUGCCGCUCAAGGUCACGGACAAGACCAAGAAGGUGUACACGCCAUUCCCGCCGGCGCCGGAGAAGAGCAAGGUGGACAAGCAGAUUGAGAGCGGCGAGUACUUCCUCAGUAAGGAGGCCAAGGACAGGGCGGCGCUCAGCGACCGCAAGGAGAAGCAGAAGCAGGCAAAGGAUGACAGGGCAAAGGAGCGGGCCGCGCAGUUUGUGCCUCCCGAAGAGGAUAGGCCCAAGAAGAAGCGGAAGAAGAGCUCUGAGUAA
Trichoderma reesei QM6a is the source of this 963-nucleotide messenger RNA. RefSeq lists its product as uncharacterized. Lineage: Eukaryota; Fungi; Ascomycota; Sordariomycetes; Hypocreales; Hypocreaceae. The record is from RefSeq and is a predicted model, not a curated record. Gene Ontology annotation, cellular component: small-subunit processome; nucleolus. Gene Ontology annotation, molecular function: RNA binding. The coding region runs from base 1 to 963 and encodes 320 amino acids. The transcript has a single exon.